AUGGCACCCGAACCCGAAGAUGAGAUCAAGGACGAGAAGAACCCUAGGCCUCUCGAUGAGGACGACAUUGCCCUUCUCAAAACCUACGGCUUGGGACCUUACUCUACUAGUAUAAAGAAAGUUGAGAAUGAAAUCAAGGAAAUGGCCAAGAAGAUUAACGAUUUAUGUGGUAUCAAGGAAUCUGAUACUGGUUUAGCUGCACCUAGCCAGUGGGAUCUUGUCUCCGAUAAACAAAUGAUGCAGGAGGAGCAGCCUCUUCAGGUUGCCAGAUGCACAAAGAUUAUCAGCCCAAAUACUGAAGAUGCCAAGUAUGUCAUAAAUGUUAAGCAAAUUGCCAAGUUUGUUGUUGGAUUGGGUGAUAAAGUUUCACCAACUGAUAUUGAAGAAGGAAUGCGAGUUGGUGUUGACCGGAAUAAAUAUCAAAUUCAGAUUCCCUUGCCUCCAAAAAUUGAUCCAAGUGUUACAAUGAUGACAGUAGAGGAAAAGCCAGAUGUCACAUAUAACGAUGUUGGAGGAUGUAAGGAGCAGAUUGAAAAAAUGAGAGAGGUUGUUGAGCUACCCAUGCUUCACCCUGAAAAAUUUGUAGCUGUGGCUAAUCGAACUGAUGCAUGUUUUAUUCGUGUUAUUGGAAGUGAACUUGUUCAGAAAUAUGUUGGCGAGGGAGCACGGAUGGUUCGUGAACUAUUUCAGAUGGCACGCUCCAAAAAAGCUUGUAUUGUGUUCUUUGAUGAAGUGGAUGCCAUUGGAGGUGCACGAUUUGAUGAUGGUGUGGGUGGAGACAAUGAGGUUCAACGCACCAUGCUUGAAAUUGUGAACCAGCUGGAUGGCUUUGAUGCUCGUGGGAAUAUUAAAGUUCUAAUGGCAACAAAUAGACCCGAUACGCUGGACCCAGCCCUGUUGCGUCCUGGACGGCUAGAUCGUAAGGUUGAGUUUGGACUGCCGGAUCUCGAAAGUAGGACGCAGAUAUUUAAGAUACAUACAAGAACUAUGAAUUGUGAAAGGGACAUUCGGUUUGAACUUCUGUCUCGGCUCUGCCCAAAUUCUACUGGAGCCGACAUAAGAAGUGUGUGCACAGAGGCUGGAAUGUAUGCUAUUCGAGCAAGAAGGAAGACUCUCACGGAGAAAGAUUUUCUAGAUGCUGUGAAUAAAGUUAUUAAAGGGUAUCAGAAAUUUAGUGCAACACCGAAGUAUAUGGUCUAUAAUUGA
This is a messenger RNA of Fraxinus pennsylvanica, 1206 nucleotides long. The record is from the annotation of a GenBank genome assembly. NCBI's taxonomy places the organism in Eukaryota, Viridiplantae, Streptophyta, Magnoliopsida, Lamiales, Oleaceae.